UCUAUUCGUAGCUGCUAUCAUAAACACUCACUCAAGGUCCACACGAGGAGCAACAAAGUGAACACAUGGAAAAGCAAAAGAUUGAGUGAGAAGUCCGUUCUGUUUCCAUGUAGGACUAGUUUCUCCUGAGAUGUGGGGAUAUCAGAAGCCUUCCCUGUGACAGACCUGUCUGGCCAAAUUCAGCCAGCUGGGCUGUGUGACCGCUGCUGAACACUGUUGAACAUGACUGAGCCCAACAUGAGCCUAGUGACCACCAACAUCAGCGGGGCUGGUAGCGACAACCUGGGGUAUGGAGCAGGGAACUUCUACCGUCCGUUUUCGGUGUUCAGCGUGCUAACCCUCACCCUGCUAGCCAUGCUGGUGGUGGCCACCUUUGUUUGGAACCUCCUGGUUCUCCUCACCAUCCUGAGGGUGCGGACCUUCCACCGUGUGCCACACAACCUGGUGGCUUCCAUGGCCAUUUCGGACGUGAUGGUGGCUGCCCUGGUCAUGCCACUGAGCCUGGUACAUGAGCUCAACGGGCGGCUGUGGAAGCUGGGCCGCGUGCUCUGCCAAGUGUGGAUCUCCUUCGACGUGCUCUGCUGCACGGCCAGCAUCUGGAACGUGACCGCCAUCGCCCUGGACCGCUACUGGUCCAUCACCAGACACUUGGAGUACACACUCAAGACUCGCAAGAGGAUCUCCAAUGUGAUGAUCGUACUCACCUGGCUGCUGUCCUCAGUCAUCUCCCUGUCGCCACUGUUCGGCUGGGGGGAGACCUACUCAGAGGAGGGAAUGGAGUGCCAGGUGAGCCAGGCACCCUCCUACACCAUCUUCUCCACCUUCGGAGCGUUCUACCUGCCGCUGUGCGUGGUGCUCUUCGUCUACUGGAAGAUCUACAAGGCGGCCAAGUUCCGCAUCGGCUCGCGCAAGACCAACACCAUCACGCCUAUGGCUGAGGUGAUUGAGGUGGAGGCAUCGCGGCAGCCCCAGAUGGUGUUUACUGUGCGCCACGCUACGGUGACCUUUCAGAUGGACGGCGACACGUGGCGCGAGCAGAAGGAGAAGAAGGCGGCGCUGAUGGUGGGCAUACUGAUCGGCGUCUUUGUCCUCUGCUGGAUCCCUUUCUUCCUCACGGAGCUCAUCAUCCCGCUGUGCCACUGCGACAUCCCGCCCAUCUGGAAGAGCAUCUUCCUGUGGCUGGGCUACUCCAACUCCUUCUUCAACCCGCUAAUAUACACAGCCUUCAACAAGAACUACAACAACGCCCUGAAGAACUUGUUCUCCCGCCAACACUGAGGCUGGGGAUGAGGGCUGGAGGACGAGGGCUGGAGGACGAGGGCUGGAGGACAAAACUGACAGUGUAAAAUAACGGUUAAAAUCAGCGGGUCCUAUCGUCUCUGACCACAGAACAUUGGCCAUAAUUUUAAUUUCAUUUGACACUGAGGCUGGGGCAGAGACUAAGGCUGAGACCACAGGAGGUUGGCGGCACCUUAAUUGGGGAGGACGAGCUUGUGGUUAAUGGCUGGAGCAGAAUAAGUGGAAUGGUAUCAAAUAUUUUAAUUUCAUUUGACUCUGAGGCUGGGGAGGACGAGGGAGGACGCCCUUCCAUUCGUGCCAUUCCAGCCAUUAUUAUGAGCCAUCCUCCCCUCAGCAGCCUCCUGUGGCUGAGACUAAGGCUGGGGAUAAGGCAGAUGCAGAGAAUGGGGCUGAGGCUCAGGCUCAAGCUGAACCACACGAACAGCCACUCCCCCAGGAGGCUAGCUCUAUCAGAGCUAGAGAGCAAAUCUGACAAACCAGCACAGGCUCUUUUAGCGUCUCCUUUCCCAACUCUGCGUCAACCAAGUUCUUGCUAAUCAGCUUGUUGAAAGACUUUCAAAACUUUUAGGAUGUUUUUGCAUCAAAUCAAGUUUUAUUUGUCACAUGAGCCGAAUACAACAGGUGUAAACUUUACCAUUAAAUGCUUACUUGCAAUCCCUUAACCAACAAUGCAGUUCAAGAAAUAGACAAAAUAAAUAUUUACUAAAUAUACAAAAGUUUAAAAAAAUCAAAGCUAUCAAAAAGUAAAUUUACAUAACAAUAAUGAGGCUAUAUACAGGGGGUACCGGUACCGAGCCAAUGUGAGGGGGUACAGGUUAGUCGAGGUAAUUUGGAAGGUGACUAUGCAUAGAUAAAAAAACAGCGAGUAGCAGCAGUGUAAAA
Molecule: messenger RNA, 2181 nt
Organism: Salvelinus fontinalis (brook trout)
Lineage: Eukaryota; Metazoa; Chordata; Actinopteri; Salmoniformes; Salmonidae
Product: 5-hydroxytryptamine receptor 5A-like
Exons: 3
Coding region: 223-1278 (351 amino acids)
Biological process (GO): chemical synaptic transmission; adenylate cyclase-activating adrenergic receptor signaling pathway; G protein-coupled receptor signaling pathway, coupled to cyclic nucleotide second messenger
Cellular component (GO): dendrite; plasma membrane
Molecular function (GO): G protein-coupled serotonin receptor activity; neurotransmitter receptor activity
Source: RefSeq, a predicted model, not a curated record